Molecule: messenger RNA, 294 nt
Organism: Symbiodinium pilosum
Lineage: Eukaryota; Dinophyceae; Suessiales; Symbiodiniaceae
Source: the annotation of a GenBank genome assembly
AUGACGGCUACCCGCUACUUUGCCUGUUGUGUGAUGCAGAUCGUCAAUGGGCUUCUGUACAACCAAGACUUAGGGUACACGGAUCUGAUCGAUGCGACGGAUGAGAAUGGAAACACCGCGCUCAUUUACGCAUCUGCGAAGGGCUUCCGGCAAAGCACGGCAGCGCUUCUUCGAAGUGGCGCAGACCCCGAUGUCGCAAACCAGGGCCACGGCGGGCGGACGCCGCUGAUGGAGGCAGCGGGCGCCGGACACAAGGACUUAGUUUCCGCCCUGCGGCUUUCGAACGCCACAGUG